AUUUAGUGUCGCCUCACUCGCAAGGUACCACUGAACGCCUCCGUUCGAACUCACUACAGGGAGCACUAUGCACAGCUUGUUCAUCGCUACCGUCUUCGGCCUCAUGGCGGCGGCAUGGGCCGCCCCGCAGUUCCCUGUCAACUACGCCUUGCCCUUAGCGGGCAGUUACGGCUUAGCUGGAGCCAGCAGCGACAAGUUGACCUACGACUACACGCGCAACAGCGCAUCCGCAGCCAGCGUUCCCGUGGCCGCCCCCGUGGUCGCACCGCCCGCUCCGGUCGCGGUACUCGCCCCAGCCGGGGCCGCCAACGCCGCCCCCGUCUACGGCUACGGCGUGGCAUCCCCACUGGCUUACGCACCCGUGGGGCACGUGGUCGGUCUCGGCUACGGACGCCUGACGUACGGCCUCGGUAGCUACAACUACGGUCUUCACUCCCUCGGCUAUGGCGGAACGUACAACGAGCACGGCUACGGUUUCUAGACCGCUCAAAAGGCCCCAAGUAUCUGAAUAAAACUUUCAAUCUAUCG
Messenger RNA from Ixodes scapularis (black-legged tick), 528 nucleotides. RefSeq names its product cuticle protein 65-like. NCBI's taxonomy places the organism in Eukaryota, Metazoa, Arthropoda, Arachnida, Ixodida, Ixodidae. Bases 68 to 481 code for a protein of 137 amino acids. The record is from RefSeq and is a predicted model, not a curated record. The transcript is spliced from 3 exons.